This is a messenger RNA of Sphaerodactylus townsendi, 2952 nucleotides long. It is a transcript of the gene TUBGCP2, whose product is annotated as tubulin gamma complex associated protein 2. Gene Ontology annotation, biological process: cytoplasmic microtubule organization; mitotic cell cycle; microtubule nucleation. Bases 48 to 2759 code for a protein of 903 amino acids. The transcript is spliced from 17 exons. NCBI's taxonomy places the organism in Eukaryota, Metazoa, Chordata, Lepidosauria, Squamata, Sphaerodactylidae. Gene Ontology annotation, molecular function: gamma-tubulin binding; microtubule minus-end binding. The record is from RefSeq and is a predicted model, not a curated record. Gene Ontology annotation, cellular component: centrosome; gamma-tubulin small complex; equatorial microtubule organizing center.
CCGUUUCCGGCGAGGCCAGGAGGGGCAAAGGGGGGGUCGCGGCAGUCAUGAGCGAGUUCCGGCUGCACCACGACGUGCACGAGCUGCUGAGCCUCCUGCGGGUCCGGCCCGGGGGGGUGGGCGGGGGCGGGGAGGGGGCCGAGGCCUACAUGGAGCUCCUACAGCGCAGCCGCGGGCCCUUCCUGCCCGCCACCGCCGCCGCCACCCUGGGCGCCAAGGUGAAGCUGGCGGAGUUCUCGCGCACCCCCGAGGACUUCCUGACCAAGUACGAGGAGCUGAAGGGCCGCAGCGCCGCCAGGCACCUCCUGGACCCCCUGGUCGCCCUCCUCGCCCAGAUCGCCCAGCACAAGGAGACCCUCCAGUACCUGCAGCAGAACGCCAAGGAACGAGCGGAGCUUGCGGCCGGGGCAAGCAGCGGGGCCCCCUCGGCAGCGGCCCCCAAGAUGACCGUGCAGGAGCUGGAGGAGCUGCGGAAGCAACUGGGCACCGUCACCACCGUCGGCUCCUCUGCCCAGCAGCCUCUUGAAUUUGUUCGAAAGACACUCAGAGAGAAGCAUAACAAGAAAAAUUCUGGCCAGCCCAUUCCGUCCUUUCCUGCCUGGGUGUACGAGAGACCAGCCCUCAUUGGGGAUUUUCUCACUGGCUCCAGCUUGAGCACAGACACGACGGUGCCCAUAGGCUCCUUACCCCUGGCAUCCCAAGAGUCUGCAGUCGUGGAGGACCUGUUGUAUGUUUUGAUUGGUGUGGAUGGCAGAUACAUCACUGCUCAGCCAUUGGUUGGAAGAGAGAACCGAACUUUCUUAGUGGACCCGAACUUAGACUUGUCUGUCAAAGAACUUGUCACCAGGAUUCUUCCCGUGGCUGCAAGUUACUCCACAGUAACAAGGUUCAUAGAGGAGAAGUCCUCCUUUGAAUACGGGCAGGUGAACCAUGCGCUGGCCGCCGCCAUGAGGACCCUGGUGAAGGAAUACAUGAUCCUGAUCACCCAGCUGGAGCACCUGCAGCGCCAAGGGCUGCUGUCUCUCCAGAAGCUCUGGUUCUACAUCCAGCCCACCAUGAGGACCGUGGAGAUCCUGGCCUCGCUCGCUGCUUCCGUCGACAAAGGGGAGUGCCUGGGAGGCUCCACGCUCAGCCUGCUCCACGACAAGACGUUCAACUACACGGGGGACAGCCAAGCGCAGGAGCUGUGCCUCUACCUGACCAAGGCUGCCAGCGUCCCGUACUUUGAAAUCCUGGAGAAAUGGAUCUACAGAGGAAUUAUCCACGAUCCUUACAGCGAGUUCAUGGUGGAAGAGCAUGAGCUGCAGAAGGAGAAGAUCCAGGAAGAUUACAACGAUAAGUACUGGGAUCAAAGGUACACCAUCGUCCAGCAGCAGAUCCCCUCCUUCCUGCAGAAGAUCGGAGACAAAAUACUGAGCACAGGGAAAUAUUUAAACGUUGUCCGGGAGUGUGGCCAUGACGUGACGUGCCCAGUGGCGAAAGAGGUCAUCUAUACUUUAAAGGAGCGGGAAUAUGUGGAACAGAUAGAGAAAGCCUAUAACUACGCCAGCAAAGUCCUUCUCGAUUUCCUGAUGGAAGAAAAAGAACUUGUGGCCCACUUAAGGUCAAUCAAGCAUUACUUCCUGAUGGACCAGGGCGACUUCUACGUGCACUUCAUGGACCUCACAGAAGAGGAGCUGAAAAGGCCCGUGGAGGACAUCAUCCCCACCAGACUGGAAGCUCUGCUGGAAUUAGCGUUGCGAAUGAGCACAGCGAACACCGACCCGUUCAAGGAUGACCUGAAGGUGGAUCUGAUGCCCCACGACCUCAUCACCCAGCUCUUGCGAGUUCUUGCCAUUGAAACCAAGCAGGAGAAGGCCGUGAUCAGCGCGGAGCCCACGGAGCUUUCUCUGAGCGGCCUGGAGGCGUUUUCCUUCGAUUACGUGGUCAAGUGGCCGCUCUCCCUGAUCAUCAGCAGGAAGGCCUUGACUCGCUACCAGAUGCUCUUCAGGCACAUGUUUUACUGCAAGCACGUGGAGCGGCAGCUGUGCAACGUCUGGAUCAGCAGCAAGGCGGCCAAGCAGCACUCCCUGCACCUAUCCAAGUGGUUCGCUGGGGCCUUCACUCUGCGGCAGCGCAUGCUCAACUUUGUGCAGAACAUCCAAUACUACAUGAUGUUUGAAGUGAUGGAGCCCACGUGGCACGUCCUGGAGAAGAAUCUCAAGUUGCAGGCCUCCAACAUAGACGACGUCUUGAGCCACCAUACCAGCUUUCUGGACAACUGCUUGAAGGACUGCAUGCUGACCAAUCCGGAGCUGCUGAAGAUCUUCUCCAAGAUGAUGUCUGUCUGUGUCCUGUUCACCAACUGCAUGCAGAGAUUCUCCCACAGCAUGAAGCUGGAUAACGAACUGGAGCGCCUCACUGUGGAGCACGGGACCAUGCGGGGCCCACCGACCGAGCAGGAACUGGUGGAGGAAUCUGCGAGGAAGAACCUGGCCCACAGGCUCUUGGCGGAGCAUGCGGACGCUUUGCACGUGACGUCUGGCUUUGAAGCCACCAUCAACAAGUUUGACAGCAACUUCUCCGCUCACCUGCUGGACCUCUUGGACAAGCUGAGCAUUUACAGCACCAACGACUGUGAGCACAGCAUGAUCAACAUCAUCUACAGGCUAGACUUCAACGGCUUCUACACGGAGCGCUUGGAGCACCUGUCUGCCGAGCGGAGCCAGAGGGCCGCCUCCCAAGCGGUUCCUGCCCGAGUCGUUGGGGCUGCUCAGUAGCUUCCCCCUGGGGAGGGGCUGAGAGCGUGGGCAUGCUCCUGGUGCACGGGUGUUGUAUGGCACGCCCUCUGUGGCUGCUGCUGUUGUGUAUAUGUAAAAUGACUGUGGUUUUGAGGUGAGUGUACACUUUUAUACACAAAAGUAACUUGUACAGUUGUGUGUGUUACUUAAAAUAAAGACCUGUUAUUACGGG